UUCGGAGUAUCAUAUGAUGCACAGGCAUCAACACCAGGUGAUUGAUGAAUUUAAAAAUCGAGAUUUCGAUCGAUAAACGAGAGAAAUCGAGUUUAAUGAAUGAUUUGGCACAUGGCAAUGAUUUUCAUAGUUUCUGGGGAGUCUUGGAGGUUCUGUGGUGUGAGAUACUAGGUUAGGUUGUUGAUCAUAAACGAUAACUCAUUGUCAUAGUGCUUGCAAGGGAUUUUUUGACCCACGAAUGUUCAGCACUGAGAUAUUGAAUUAUAUCUUGGAUAAGAAAUGUUCUCGUUGUUACGCAAGCUAUCGAUCGGGAGCAAAGUCAAAGAUGGUUUGAUGCCUGAUCAGAUGAUGGGGACGGCCAGGGAUUUGACUGAUGAGAAGAAUCAAAACUGUUUUAUUGUGGAUGCCUCGGAGCUCAAGGAGACUGUCUACGAUCUUCUCAGAACAAUAAAGGACCCAGAGAAGCCUCAAACCUUGGAAGACCUGGACGUAGUCUACGAAGACUGUGUAAGUGUAACUCAAGGAAAAUCCAACGACAGCUACGUAAUUCGUGUUGAAUUCAAUCCAACUGUUCCCCACUGCUCCCUGGCCACACUCAUUGGACUAUGCAUUAGAGUUAAAUUGGAGCGGAAUCUGUUGGCAUCAUUUAAACUGGAUAUUUUCAUCAAGAAGGGAGCCCACUCCACCGAGGAUGAAAUUAAUAAACAGAUAAAUGAUAAAGAGAGGAUCGCAGCUGCUAUGGAGAACCCAAACUUGAGUGAUUUGGUGGAGAAGUGCAUCAAGGAGGACGAGUAGAAGUGAUUAAUUCAAAGUUGAGAAUAUUUUAUAUUGAUUUGGGAGGGGAAUUAAGAGGACGAUGAGGGAAUUCCUCUUGGAGAAAAGGUCUUGGGAUUGAACAAAGAUUAUGGAAUGUUCAGGGAAUUUUUUACAGAAUGAUUACGGUAUUUAUGGGGUGAGCAGAGAGAAUUUUAAAAAGUCAGGAGAUUGAUAUUCUGUGACAUCUUUUCUUUGAAAUAGCUUUUUCUAAUUAUUUUUUUUGUUUUCCCUUUUUCUUCGAUUUCUUGGAUUUUUUAUUUCUAGCUCGAAGGGCUGGGAGGAUACUCCGCCACCAGCGUUGUAUCUUCUUCACUGCAAUAGUCCUCGAAAUGAGCUCGAGCUUUUCUCGUAUUUCCGCCAAUUUAGAUUCCUCUUGUUCGUUAAAACAGGAGUCAUACAAGUAUGAUUGUUCUUUCAUAUCCUCCUGUUGAAUAAAUUUAUUAAACUCCUCAAAAUCGGAUAGUUCGAAAGAAUUGUGAUUUUUUAGAAAUUUCAUACUUCUAAUUUAUCAAUUUUGGUCGUGAGAUCGUUCAGGACGGAUUGAAGAUCAGAAACGGUUUUUUUCCUCGCACCAAUUUCUGUGUCAUAUCGAGUCAAUAGUGACAGGAAUUUCGCUGACAUUUUCAACCUUAAUUAACGAAGAAUUAGGUUUAUAACUUUUUUAUUGUUUGAUAUCCAUACUAACUUCACCAGUGAUACAAUAUUUUCUGAACAAAAAAAUGUGAAUAUUUUAUUUAUUAUUAAUAUUGCGAUUUAGUUGAACUUUUCAUGCCUUGAUAAUUUUCCCUAUAAUUAAUCAUUAUGGUAAUCAAGAAAUAAAGCUCCCUACCUUUUCUGAAACAUCUCGUGCUCCAAGUUUCGAAGGCUAAGCUGAAAAUUCUUCAAUUUAUUCUUGGAAAUUCCACAAAUCUCUCGCAAAUCAUUUCUCCUAUCCUCGGAUUGUUUAUAUUCAUUAAGUUGCGUACGCUCGAACUUUAGUCUGUACAUAGUAACGAUGUUAAAAUGAUUUUUAUACAAUAAAGGAAUUUUGGGAA
Molecule: messenger RNA, 1850 nt
Organism: Diachasmimorpha longicaudata
Lineage: Eukaryota; Metazoa; Arthropoda; Insecta; Hymenoptera; Braconidae
Gene: galla-1
Product: galla-1
Exons: 3
Coding region: 280-795 (171 amino acids)
Source: RefSeq, a predicted model, not a curated record